This is a messenger RNA of Psylliodes chrysocephalus, 984 nucleotides long. The record is from the annotation of a GenBank genome assembly. Lineage: Eukaryota; Metazoa; Arthropoda; Insecta; Coleoptera; Chrysomelidae.
AUGGCAGAGCCCGAAUUGAAUGUAGACAGUUUAAUACAAAGAUUAUUAGAAGUAAGGGGUAUGCGACCCGGCAAAUCGGUCCACAUGACCGAGGCCGAGGUGCGCGGCUUGUGCCUCAAGUCGCGCGAGAUCUUCCUGCAACAGCCGAUCCUACUAGAGCUCGAGGCGCCCCUUAAAAUCUGCGGAGACAUCCACGGCCAAUACACCGAUCUGUUGCGUCUUUUCGAAUAUGGAGGAUUCCCGCCGGAAGCAAACUACCUUUUUUUGGGAGAUUAUGUCGACAGAGGCAAGCAGUCGCUGGAAACGAUUUGUUUGCUGUUGGCUUAUAAGAUCAAAUAUCCCGAGAAUUUCUUUUUGCUCAGGGGUAACCACGAAUGCGCUUCUAUUAACAGGAUUUACGGAUUUUAUGACGAAUGUAAAAGGAGAUUUAAUAUAAAAUUAUGGAAAACCUUCACUGAUUGUUUCAACUGCUUACCGAUCUCAGCGAUAAUUGACGAGAAAAUAUUCUGCUGUCACGGCGGCUUAAGUCCGGACUUACAGGGAAUGGAACAGAUCAGACGAAUCAUGAGACCAACAGACGUACCCGACACAGGGCUCCUGUGCGACUUACUAUGGUCAGAUCCGGACAAAGACGUCCAAGGAUGGGGGGAGAACGAUCGCGGUGUUUCGUUCACGUUCGGAGCCGACGUCGUCAGCAAAUUUUUGAAUCGCCAUGAUCUGGACUUGAUUUGCCGAGCGCAUCAGGUCGUCGAAGAUGGUUACGAAUUUUUCGCUAAAAGACAAUUGGUCACUUUAUUCUCGGCUCCGAACUAUUGCGGGGAAUUCGACAACGCAGGGGGGAUGAUGAGUGUCGACGAGACACUCAUGUGCUCUUUUCAGAUCCUGAAGCCGUCUGAGAAAAAAGCGAAAUACCAAUAUCAAGGAGUGAACUCCGGCCGCCCGGCCACGCCUCAACGAAACCCCCCUCCCAACAAAAAGAAAUAG